AUGUCUUCGGAAUCAUUUACCCUUUCUGCCCCUCCUGACACCGAUGUCUGGAAGAAGCCCCCUUCCCACAACGUCUACAACGCUCCCAUCAAGGCCGUUCCAGCCAAGCCGCUGAGCCAAUUCAAAUCCGCCAAGAUCACCUUCUCUGCGGACUGGUCAGAGCAGUACGACCAAGGCGGCCUCAUCCUCACAUUCGACUCCCUCUCUGGUCGCGAGCGGCGGUGGAUAAAGACCGGUCUGGAGUUCUACAAUGGAACCCAGCAGAUCAGCACCGUAGCCUGUGACCGCUGGGCCGACUGGAGCAUUGCCCCUCUCGCCGGCUUUGAGGACACCAAGUCCAUCACCGUCCUUGUCGAGAAGGGCCGCGACGGGCUCGGCUUGGGUCUCUGGGUGUACUACGUGAAGCAGGAUGGCACCAAGGAGCCGUUGCGUGAGAUUUGUUGGGUGUACGGAGACGAUGAUGCGUCUGGCAAGGACUGGAACUUGACCGUUGGCGCCCUGGUUGCCCGGCCGGCAAAAGAUGCAAAGGGCGACCUCGAGGUUCAUUUCAAGGACUUUGACGUGCAGUGGGAGUAA
This is a messenger RNA of Colletotrichum higginsianum IMI 349063, 576 nucleotides long. RefSeq lists its product as uncharacterized. Lineage: Eukaryota; Fungi; Ascomycota; Sordariomycetes; Glomerellales; Glomerellaceae. The record is from RefSeq and is a predicted model, not a curated record. The transcript has 2 exons. The coding region runs from base 1 to 576 and encodes 191 amino acids.